Molecule: messenger RNA, 1253 nt
Organism: Mercurialis annua (annual mercury)
Lineage: Eukaryota; Viridiplantae; Streptophyta; Magnoliopsida; Malpighiales; Euphorbiaceae
Exons: 13
Coding region: 98-1177 (359 amino acids)
Biological process (GO): proteolysis
Molecular function (GO): serine-type peptidase activity
Source: RefSeq, a predicted model, not a curated record
AUGUAAAGGCUAAACUGUGUUAAGUGGAAGCAUGAAGAAGUAGUAGCAGAAGCUAGCGAACCUAACAAUCUGCUGCUAAUUCUUCUAAAUCGCCGAAAUGGAAAACGAAGCAUUCAAUCCCGACAAGAUACGAUCGGAUUUCAUUCAAGUUCUUCAUAGCAGACGAUCUGCUCAAGUUCCGUUAUCAGUUGAAGAAGGAAGGGCUGUUGUAAAUCCUUUAUAUCAGGGUAAUGGACCUCCACCUCCAACCACUCAUACCCAGGCGAUGGAGCAUUGUCCUAAGGCCGAGAUGAAGGAUUUCAAAAGUUUACUUAGAGAGGAGAAUCUUUAUUUGAUUACUGAGGCGGGAGACCAAGGGCGUCUGCCUAUGCUGAUUCUUAGUUUGAAAGAGAGAAAUUAUAAAAGGCCUGCUAUAGUUUUCUUGCAUUGCACACAUACAUGCAAAGAAUGGCUUCGUCCUAUGCUUGAGGCCUAUGCUUCGCGCGAUUAUGUAGCCAUUUCAAUUGACUGUCGCUACCAUGGCGAACGAGCAAGUAGUAAAACCACUUAUCAAGAAGCCCUUGUAUCAUCGUGGAAGAAAGGUGACACAAUGCCAUUCUUAUUUGACACGGUUUGGGACUUGAUAAAACUGGCAGAUUAUCUCACACAGAGACAAGAUAUUGACGCCACCAGGAUAGGAAUUACCGGCAUAUCACUAGGAGGAAUGCUUUCAUGGCUUGCUGCUGUUGCUGACACAAGAUAUGCAGUGACUGUCCCUAUAUUUGGUGUGCAGGGAUUUCGUUGGGCCAUUGACAAUGAUAAGUGGGGAAGUCGGGUUGACACUAUAAGGCCUGUGUUUGAAGAAGCACAAAAAGAUUUGGGGAAGAACACAAUUGACAAAGAAGUGGUGGAGAAGGUUUGGGAUAGAAUUGCUCCAGGUCUGGCCUCUAGUUUUGAUUUACCAUACACAAUUACCACCAUUGCACCACGCCCACUGCUGAUUCUUAAUGGCGCAGAGGAUCACCGCUGCCCACUUGAAGGUCUAGAAACCCCUAAACUAAGAGCACAAAAGGCUUAUGAAGAAGCCCAUAGUCAAGAUAAGUUCAAGCUAAUGGCGGAACCUGGAAUUGGGCAUCAAAUGACACCAUUGAUGGUGAAAGAAGCAAGCGACUGGCUCGACAAGUACCUCAAGAAGUAAUGCUGUGUUGUAACUUGUAUAAACAGUUUAGGUGUAUUUAACUCUUCUAGAUAUGAAGAUAUUGGCAUUAUUACAA